AUGGUGGGCAUCCCCGUGGCAUUCACAGGAUUGUGUUUGUUGACAGGAACUGCCGUGACUUUAGGGAACCCAACAGAGGUAAACGACGUUGGCGCCUUGUGCCGAGACGGAAGACUUGCACUGCCAAUGCCGCUUGACCAAGAAACGUUGGCUUUCAAAUGUGGAACAAAAUUUGGACAUCUCAACCCUUCGGCCCCGACUGAAGUUUACGAGGGAGAGUCCGCGUCAAAAGAUGCGCAAAAGCAAUUAAAGCAGGUAAUCACUGAGGCUACUUUAACACUCGACUCUCCAGGCGAAGGCGAUAAGACUCUGACUGUCCCAAACAAGCACAGACCGAAACAUGAGGUUAAGUUGACGUAUGUUUGCCAGAAGGACGCUGUGGAAAAAGAACUUGCUGCCGACGUCGAUGAUGUCAGCACCGGAAACACCGAUCACAAGCAGUGUGCGGUAACGAUCACCGUCCACGGCACAGCCCCGUCGGAAGGCGAGGCGCAAAAACCCUCUGCUCCCUCUGAAGAAGAGCAGACAGACCCUCCGUCGUCGAAUGGCGUGCACACAUGCACUCCAGAAAAAGCCACGGAGAUUAGCGUAUCGGAACCAAAGUCGGAAGUGAAGAUGAAGUGCUCCGACAACCGCAAAUUCAACCCAGCGAAGAAAUCCGAAGCCUUUGACGCAGAAUGCAAAAACGUGAAGACUCUGAGCACCUUUGUUCCAGGGGCUGAGAGAACCGACGCCGGCGAUAUUCAUACGUUGAGCAUUCCUAGUCUGCCCGAGGGCGCUGAGGCGCGAACUCUCUGCUACCAGUGCGAACCAGUAACUAGUCUGGGUGGCACGAUUGCUGACAAGGGCUGCCAAUUCCGAAUUACUGUAAAGGCCGCUGAGGCAUCGGGGUCGGUCGUGGGUGUUUCCCCUGGUUCUGCGGCUGUGCUCUUGUGGGUUGUCGGAGCAGUUUUUGUUGGUGCCAUGAAUGCAGAUUGA
Molecule: messenger RNA, 978 nt
Organism: Besnoitia besnoiti
Lineage: Eukaryota; Apicomplexa; Conoidasida; Eucoccidiorida; Sarcocystidae
Exons: 1
Coding region: 1-978 (325 amino acids)
Cellular component (GO): membrane
Source: RefSeq, a predicted model, not a curated record